This is a messenger RNA of Pocillopora damicornis (cauliflower coral), 1113 nucleotides long. RefSeq names its product programmed cell death protein 10. The record is from RefSeq and is a predicted model, not a curated record. Gene Ontology annotation, biological process: positive regulation of MAP kinase activity; regulation of Golgi organization. Gene Ontology annotation, molecular function: protein kinase binding. Gene Ontology annotation, cellular component: FAR/SIP/STRIPAK complex. NCBI's taxonomy places the organism in Eukaryota, Metazoa, Cnidaria, Anthozoa, Scleractinia, Pocilloporidae.
AAAGCCCCAUGGGAAGUAAAUUCUUUGAACAUGGCGGAUGGUCAGGUGUGACGAGGAAACAGAAAGCAAAACAAAAUUGGAAUUAUGGCCUUGGAUGGCGAGGAAAGUACCCCGGUCCCAAAUUUGGCUCUAGAAGCGAUUGUUAAGCCUACACUCCGUGAGUUAGAGCCAUUUUAUGAUGAUGAAGCUGUUGAAAAGCUUCGAACUGCUUUUGCCAAGGUUGAGAAUGAUAUACCAGGGAUAACACAACAACUUGUUGGAGAAAUUUUGAAGUCAGCAUCAUUAUCAGUGAACAUGAAUGAAGUUCUUCUUCUCUGUGCUGCUCAAAACAGCGAAGAUUAUACUUUUAAAGUCCAAGGAGAGGAAUUUAAUGCAUUGUUGAAAAAAGCAAAAGACUUAAAGACCAUAUUAGCAAAAAUUCCAGCUGAAAUUGGCAACAGGCAAAAGUUCUUGCAGACCAUUAAGGAUAUUGCUACUGCUAUAAGGGACCUGCUAGAUGCAGUGAAUGAGGUUUUCAAGAAGUGUCAGAAUGUUGGGAAGGUGGCACAAUAUAAAGAGGGUCUUGAGAGGAACAAAAAGGAAUUUGUUAAAUAUUCCAAAAACUUCAGUGAUACUCUAAAGCAGUAUUUUAAAGAUCAAAGGUCGGAGGCAGUAUACGUUAGCGCGAACAGACUCAUCAACCAGACAAACCAUAUUUUGUAUAUGUUUAGAUUAGCUACAAGCCCAUAGAUAAAUUUGUAAAACAUCCUCAGGACUUGCCUUUGUAUUCAGCUGAGUCAAUCUUAACGGGAGCGAUGCCUGUUUUAAUAUUUAUGUAAACAGAGACUGAUUCUUACAUGUACAAGCAAACCUAAUUUUGUUGUUAGGGGCGAAAAAGACAAUGGUUCACAUUGAAUAGGCUGAAGAAACCAUUUGUGAAACAGAAUGGAAUCAUGGAUAUCUUGGAAAACAUAGUGAAAUUUACAAGGCGUGGAAUACUUGUUUCCGCUUCAGUUUCCUCAUAUUCUCUUGUCGCAUUUUCUCUUGUAUGGAUUCGGCAAAUUUGGGUGAUUCUCUUAACCAUCUUUUUGUACUUUUAUAGAAUUGUAGAAUUAAAUCUUUGUUUUCUAGACA